Molecule: messenger RNA, 552 nt
Organism: Apodemus sylvaticus (European woodmouse)
Lineage: Eukaryota; Metazoa; Chordata; Mammalia; Rodentia; Muridae
Product: major urinary protein 4-like
Exons: 6
Coding region: 1-552 (183 amino acids)
Molecular function (GO): odorant binding; small molecule binding
Source: RefSeq, a predicted model, not a curated record
AUGAAGCUGCUGCUGCUGCUGCUGCUGCUGUGUUUGGGGCUGAGCCUAGUCUGUGUCCAUGCAGGAGAAGCCAGUUCCCUGGGAGAGAACUUUGAUGCAGAACAGAUUAGUGGGGAUUGGUACUCUAUUGUCUUGGCCUCUGACAAAAGAGAAAAGAUAGAAGAACAUGGCAGCAUGCGAGUGUUUGUGGAGCACAUCGAAGCCUCCGAGGAUUCCUUAGCCUUUAAGCUCCAUACUGUCGAAAAUGGAGAGUGCACCGAACUGUUUUUGGUUGCUGACAAAACAGAAAAGGCUGGCGAAUAUUAUGUCAACUAUGACGGAGACAAUACAUUUACUAUACUGAAGACAGACCAUGAUAAUUAUAUUAUGUUUCACAUGGUUAACGUCAAGGAUGGGAAAUCCUUCCAACUGAUGGAGCUCUAUGGCAAAGAACCAGAUUUGAGUCCAGACAUCAAGGAAGAGUUUGCAGAGCUAUGCGAGGAGCAUGGAAUCCCUAGGGGAAAUGUCAUUGACCUAACCAAGACCGAUCGCUGCCUUGAGGCCCGAGACUGA